ACCUCACUCUCUAUCCCUCUCAUUUGCAAAAUGGUGUUCAUGCAAUUGUUAGGAGCCAUGAUCAUCCUCCUCCUGCCUUUGUUAGGAGCCUUAUUGGGUUAUCUUUAUGGGCCCUAUUGGGGGCUCAGGAAAGUCCCAGGCCCACCAUCUCUGCCUCUUCUAGGGCACCUUCACUUGCUGGCCAAAUAUGGCCCUGAUGUUUUCUCACUCCUUGCCGACCAAUAUGGCCCAAUUUACAGAUUUCACAUGGGAAGACAACCACUAAUCUUGGUAGCAGAUCCAGAGCUUUGUAAAGAGGUGGGGAUUAAGAAAUUCAAAGACAUUCCAAACAGAAGCAUUCCCUCUCCUAUUUCUGCUUCACCUCUUCAUCAAAAAGGGCUCUUCUUCACCAGGGACUCACGAUGGUCAACCAUGAGAAACACCAUAUUGUCAGUGUAUCAACCCUCACACCUGGCUAGCUUAGUGCCAAUGAUGCAAUCAUUCAUAGAAUCUGCAACACAAAAUCUUGACACCCCAAAUGAGGACAUGAUCUUUUCUGAUCUUUCCCUAAGGCUAGCAACUGAUGUGAUUGGAGAGGCAGCAUUUGGUGUCAACUUUGGCCUCUCUAAACCCCUUUCACUUUGUGAAUCAAUCAAGAGUGUUAGCAGUGUGAAAAACGGUGAUGAUGAUGAUGAUGAAGUAUCAGAUUUCAUCAAUCAACACAUCUACUCCACAACACAGCUUAAGAUGGACUUGUCUGGUUCCUUCUCCAUUAUACUUGGUCUACUUGCUCCGAUACUUCAGGAGCCAUUCAGACAGAUUCUGAAGAGAAUACCAGGCACAAUGGACAGGAAAAUAGAGAGUAUCAAUGAGAAACUGAGUGGUCGUCUUGAUGAGAUUGUCAAGAGGAGAAUGGAGGACAAGAACAGAACCUCAAAAAACUUCUUAUCACUAAUUUUGAAUGCAAGAGAAUCAAAGCUUGUAUCAGAAAAUGUGUUUUCACCUGAAUACAUUAGUGCUGUCACUUAUGAGCACUUACUUGCUGGGUCAGCUACCACAGCCUUUACCUUGUCAUCCAUUGUCUACUUGGUUGCUGGUCACCUAGAAGUUGAGAAAAAGUUACUUCAAGAGAUUGAUGAAUUUGGUCCAUCUGAUAAGAUUCCCACUGCCCAAGAUCUGCAUGAUAGUUUUCCUUAUCUUGAUCAGGUGAUUAAAGAGGCCAUGAGGUUUUACACUGUCUCCCCGUUGGUUGCAAGAGAAACAUCAAAUGAGGUAGAGAUAGGAGGUUACCUUCUUCCAAAGGGGACGUGGGUAUGGUUAGCUCUUGGAGUUCUAGCAAAAGAUCCAAGAAAUUUUCCUGAUCCAGAGAAGUUUAAACCAGAGAGGUUUGACCCCAAAUGUGAAGAAAUGAAACUAAGGCACCCUUAUGCAUUCAUACCAUUUGGAAUUGGUCCUCGGGCAUGUAUUGGUCAGAAAUUUUCCCUACAAGAGCUCAAGCUUACUCUCAUUCAUUUGUACCGAAAAUAUGUGUUUCGUCAUUCCCUUAACAUGGAAAAGCCUGUAGAAAUGGAAUAUGGAAUGGUUCUCAACUUCAAGCAUGGUGUCAAGCUUAGGGUCAUAAGAAGAACACAAUAAAGUGGAUUUGAUACCAACAAGAUUGUACUUAACAAAGCAGAAUAUACGCUAAUUCAAACAAGUGUAAUAUGCUCAGAUCUAAGCAAAACAAUGCUUAUAGGAUAUUGAGCUUUUAUGCAGAUUUUAUAAAAGAAUAAUCAUGUUCUAACAAAAAACAGAUUCUCCCACUGGUUUGUUGGGUAGUACAA
Molecule: messenger RNA, 1802 nt
Organism: Vigna unguiculata (cowpea)
Lineage: Eukaryota; Viridiplantae; Streptophyta; Magnoliopsida; Fabales; Fabaceae
Product: cytochrome P450 711A1-like
Molecular function (GO): iron ion binding; oxidoreductase activity, acting on paired donors, with incorporation or reduction of molecular oxygen; monooxygenase activity
Source: RefSeq, a predicted model, not a curated record